Messenger RNA from Gordionus sp. m RMFG-2023, 1117 nucleotides. RefSeq names its product m7GpppX diphosphatase-like. The coding region runs from base 75 to 962 and encodes 295 amino acids. Gene Ontology annotation, biological process: deadenylation-dependent decapping of nuclear-transcribed mRNA. Lineage: Eukaryota; Metazoa; Nematomorpha; Gordioida; Chordodea; Parachordodidae. Gene Ontology annotation, molecular function: hydrolase activity; RNA 7-methylguanosine cap binding. The record is from RefSeq and is a predicted model, not a curated record. Gene Ontology annotation, cellular component: P-body; nucleus. The transcript is spliced from 4 exons.
GUCAUUGUUAUUACAUCAGUUUUUAUAAAAAUCUGUUAUAUCUCACGGAGCGAAAAUUAGGGAAAUUUAUAAUAAUGGAGAUGAAAAAAUUUAUGUCACACUUUUCCUCAGAAGUAGAUUUUAACGCUUUUGAUAUCUAUGAAAUAGUUGAAAUAAUGCAAACAUCAUUAAAAUUAUCUUGUACAUAUAAAGAUUUAAUAGAUAAAAUAUUAAUUACAAUUAAAAAAAGUCAAUUUAAAUUAUCUGAUUUUUCUUGCCUAAAAUUUAGUGUUGUACUUCAUAAUAAUAUCAAUCUUGAUUGUGAAUUUGACAUAGAACUACCUUCAUUAAUAAAUAAAGCACAAGUUUUGUGUAUAUGCCCAUAUCAUCCAGAUCAUAAAAAACAUAAGUUUAAGGAAUUUUACACUCGCGAAGAAACACCACAGAUGUUUUAUAUUGAAGUAGGUAAUUACCUAAGAACUCAUAAUAAGCCUAAGUAUUGGAUAUGUAAUAUAUUGAAUGGGAAUGCUACAAAUGAAAAGAUAGUUUACACAACAGAUAAUCUAAUUCCUCAAAAAUUUGGAUUUGUCUUGCUUCAAGAUAUUAAAUGGGAUGGGAUAUCUGAUAAAUUUAGAUUCAUUGCAAUUGUCAAGGAUCGUAAUCUAAAAUCUCUUAGAGAUUUAAGGAAAUCCCAUUUACCACUUCUUGAAAAUUUAAAAAAUUGCUUCAAUAUUAUAUCAUCAAUGCUGCACAUGCCCAAAUUCAAAAUAAUAGCAUAUUUUAGAUAUCCGCCAAAAUUUCUACACCUGCAUUUAUUAAUUGAUUCUUAUGCUCAUCACUUUCAAGGACAUUCAUAUUAUUUAUCUGAAGUUAUACAAAAUAUUAAUCUAAAAAGUGAUUAUUAUGCAAAUAAAACAUUUACCCUUCAUUUAAGAAAAUCCGAUUCAAAUCUAAAAUCAUAUAAUCAAAGACCUAACAAAUAAAUCUUAUCUUAAUAUCAAUUUAAAAAAAAAUAAUUGUUGAAUUUUUACAUUUAUCACUAUGAAUAACAGUGAUGUAAUAUUGCAUGUUAGUAUUAUUAUUUAAAGUAAUUAGCUCAGAAUUAAAAGUAUCUAUAUUAAAAAUUCCAAUAACAUAA